Molecule: messenger RNA, 1207 nt
Organism: Closterium sp. NIES-67
Lineage: Eukaryota; Viridiplantae; Streptophyta; Zygnematophyceae; Desmidiales; Closteriaceae
Source: the annotation of a GenBank genome assembly
CAGGAGUAGGAAGAAGCACAUUCCCCGUAGCUAAUCGUCCCCAUAGCACGUCCCCGUGGGUAGCAUGCAGCACUCUAUUUCCAUGGAGGUCAUCCGAGUCGCUCACCCUCGCGCCAGCCUGAUCAACCCGUCGCUGCAUUCCUCCACGGUUCGACUUGCAACCUCUCGACCUCCCCCUAGCUUCUCCCGCGCACGCGUUCCGACGAGAGCGUUACCGCGCGUGACGUGUGAAUCGCAGGCGCCUGUAGUGGUUCACCAUGUAGAUUCCGCAAAACGAGGCAGAUUUCCGGCAGCCGACGAGAUCGCUGGCAGUGCUGCGCCGAUCACCAUUGGUAGAAGAGCGUUUGUGGCAACUUCGCUCCUCUUUCCGUUCUCCCUGAACGUCCAGGAAGCCAUUUCCGAAGAGGAGCAGCGAUCGGAUGGCCUUCGGCUGUACGAGGACGCGGCGAGCCGGUUCGCCAUCCGCGUGCCGGCGGCGUGGGAGCAGCGGGAGAAGGCGGGCGCGACGGCGCUCUUCGCGGACCCUGAGAGGCGUGGCGACAACCUGGGCGUCGUCGUGAACCCCGUGCGCGUGCGAUCGCUGCGCGACUUCGGCGACAUCGACCUCGUCGCCACCCGGCUGCUGGACGCGGAGCGACGGAAGGAAAGCACCAAGAGUGCGGAGAUCUUGUCGCAGAGAGCCAAGGAGUUGCCUGGAGGCAUUCCCCUGUACCAGAUAGAGUACUCGCUCGCCAGCACCAGGGGCAGCAAGAGGAUACUAACCACGGUGACUAUAGCGGAUAGGAGGCUGUACAUUGUUAACAUUGCGGUGGCAGAUUCGCAGGACGAGCCGGUGGAUCUGACCACUCUCGGCAUGCUGCGCAGAGCCCUGGAUUCGUUUGCGCUGCUGGGCUGAAGAACCCAACCCAAAGCUCGCCUCGUAUUCCAGACUGUCACACAUCCGUAACCAGCGAAAAAGGCAUUCUGUAGCACAAGCCGUGUGCGGCAUGCUGCCACUCAAGCCACAAUGAAGUCAUGCCCGAUUCCCACUACAGUUGGCAGCAACAAGCGGAACCCAAGGGAGUGCUGCUUAUUGCUUGUGGAAUGCCCGGGAGCAGGGAGGAGACCACCACACUGAAACAACUGAGCUUGUGCUACUGCUGUUUUCUGAGUUACCCCUGACACAGGACAUGUGGGAGCCUUGACGAAACAUCUGCCUGUUUCAGCA